GGAAAGCCUUGUGUUGCUGAUUUCGUAUGUGCUAAACCAAAGGAGUUUUUAAAAAGAAGAAAACACAGACUAUAGGAAUAUGCCAUCCAAGCAGAAGACAUUAUUAUUUUUGUCCGGUUUUGUAGCCAGUAUUGGAUCUUUUGCCAUUGUUUGUACCUGCUUAGCAACAACGGAAUGGGUAUCGAGUAAGGUUGAUUACAGGAAAGAUAAUUCCAGCGGUUAUGUGAAUAUUCAGUAUGGACUCUUCCAAGGAACCCAUGCCAAGAUUCCUCUAACAGCAGGACUUGGCUCAGAAACAAUCAAAUUUCAAGUUAUGGAUUAUGUAAAAGACAGCUCUAAAAUAAUCCAGAUAGUGAUCAUCUUGUUCCUUGUCCUGGGCCUGAUCUGUUCGUUCCUAAGUUCUGCAAUCACUUGCCUGAACAGCGUGAGCAACCCUUACCUGACCUACCUGGGACCCAUUGGAGUCUAUGUCUGCGUGUCAUUAAAUGCCAUCCUCAGCCUGCUCUGCAUGAUUCUGUGCGCUGCCAAUGCAGAGAUAACCGGGAUGCCAAAGCAACUAGCCAUGACGCUGGAUAAAGCUGGAGAUCAGUUUUACAAAACGCGCGUCUCCUACGGAUAUUCCUUCUGGCUAUUAAUCCUGAUAAUAGCUCUCAAUUUCGCCACCGUAGCAGUUAUUUAUGUUUAUCAGCAAGCAAAAUACACUAAGCAAAAGGAACAAGAGAGGCCGAUGGAAAAGGCGACCCAAGAUGUUAUACUCUUUUGAAGGCAGGACGGACAGCAGUUGCACAGAGUGCAAGUGACUGAUUAUUUAACUUUCUAUUUGAUCCCCAACAGAACAGGAGGCUCUCUGUGGAAGGUCCCCUUAGCCAAUAAGAACAUUGCUUUCUCUCCUCUUCCAGAAAUAUUAACAUCUAUUUUCACAACCUUUGGAAGAUUUUCCAUGUUUACAAGUUUCUGUAGUGCUUGGGGUGCUGAUACUGUACUUACAGGCAGGGGAUAAAACUAGUGUAGCGUAAAACCUGAACCCGACCAGGUCCCACAGCCUGCAACCCCUAAUCUUCUACCUGCUGGAACCCACUAACCAACCAGCAACUGCCUUAUCUGUAUCCCAAUCCAAGACACUCUGACCACCAUUAAAUAUAUAGUGCAGUUGCUGCAAACCAGAAGUGACAUCAUCAGCAGUGAGCGCGGGGGGAAAAAAACAUUUAAAAAAUGUUUAAAGGGUUAAAUAUAGAUAACAUAGAUACUAUAAUGUAAAAUAAGAAUACAGAUAAGACCAACAGACCCACAACCCGCAUCUAUACCCGCAUCCAGAAACCCUACCAGCAACCCACAGGGUACCUACUUUAAAUGCACAGGCCCCUGAGCUGCUACAGGACUCUAUUCUAGUAUGUGUGAAUGUGAUAAGCACCUUAGAUUGUAAGCUCCUCUGUGGCAGAGACUGAUGUAUCAUCUCUGUAUGCUGCCACUAUACACUGUAAAUAAAGAAGAACAAUGAUUAAUAAAUCUUAAA
This is a messenger RNA of Xenopus tropicalis (tropical clawed frog), 1513 nucleotides long. RefSeq names its product clarin 3 (gene clrn3). Gene Ontology annotation, cellular component: membrane. The record is from RefSeq and is marked validated. Gene Ontology annotation, biological process: sensory perception of sound. NCBI's taxonomy places the organism in Eukaryota, Metazoa, Chordata, Amphibia, Anura, Pipidae.